UUCACCUGAUCGCCUCCUAAAUCCUCGGUCCCAGACACCAACGUCGGAAACAGGAACGGAUCGGAAGCUAGCGAUGGUAAGACAUGAUUCGGCGAGUGGCUUGCGUUUUGCGGCCGUCUCGUUGAUCCUGUGCACCGCCAACGUCUGUACGGGGGCCGGACUCUCCUCUUACGCGCUCCUGCUCGACGACGACGAGGACGACGGAGGAGGCGGCGACGGCUCGUCUUCCUUCUCCUUCACUCCGCAGAUGCAACCGCGCGGGCUGGUGUUCGGGUUCUACGACGAGACGUGCCCCGACGCCGAGGCGAUCGUGGCCUCCACCGUGCGGGAGCUCUACCUCGCGGACCCCAACGCCGCCGCCGCGUUCGUCCGGCUCUUCUUCCACGAUUGCUUCAUCCACGGGUGCGACGCCUCGGUGCUCCUGGACCGCAUCAACGGAGAGAAGUCGGAGAGGGACGCCGCCCCGAACCAAUCGCUGAGAGGCUUCGGCGCCGUCGAGAAGGUCAAGGCGAGGCUGGAGGCGGCGUGCCCGAAGACCGUCUCCUGCGCCGACAUCCUGGCCCUCGCCGCGCGGGACAGCCUCGUCCUGGUGGGCGGUCCCAGCUAUCCCGUGCUCACCGGACGCCUCGACAGCGCAAGGGGCUUCUACGACGAGGUAGGCGCGCGCAUCCCGUCGCCGAACGCCACCUACGCCGUGACGCUCGACGCGUUCGCCCGCCGCGGGUUCACCGAGCGCGAGACCGUCGCGCUCUUAGGAGCACACAGCAUCGGGAAGGUGCAGUGCAGAUUCUUCAAGGACAGGAUCUACAGCUUCGCCGGGACAGGCGAGCCUGAUGACUCCAUCGACGCCGACAUGGUCGAAGAGAUGCGCGCGGUGUGCGGCGGCGACGGCGACGGCGCGGCGCCGAUGGAGAUGGGGUACUACAGGCAGGGGCGAGAGGUGGGUUUCGGCGCGCACUACUACGCGAAGCUUCUCGGGGGACGGGGCAUCCUGCGGUCGGACCAGCAGCUCACGGCGGGGAGCACCGUGCGGUGGGUGCGCGUGUACGCGUCCGGGGCGCACGGCGAGGAGAUGUUCCGCGAGGACUUCUCGCGUGCGAUGGUUAAGCUUGCCGCGCUUGAGCCGCUCUCCGGGUCGCCUGGCCUCGUCCGGGUCCGCUGCUCGAAACCCGAAGGGUAGUUCGGACUUGCCGUGCAUUGGCCAUGAAAAUAGAGUUGAUAAAUCAACCUCACUCUGGUUCAGAAAAAGCACACACAUGAGUUAGAGUAUGGAGCAACCCGUCUAUUCCAUGUUGUCAUUUUGUAUACUCCAUGUUUGAAUGUAUGUAAUCAAUUUUAUAGAGAAAAAUGCAUCAAUACUUCAUCAAAUUUAGCGAAGUUAC
Molecule: messenger RNA, 1382 nt
Organism: Oryza brachyantha (malo sina)
Lineage: Eukaryota; Viridiplantae; Streptophyta; Magnoliopsida; Poales; Poaceae
Product: putative Peroxidase 48
Exons: 3
Coding region: 74-1180 (368 amino acids)
Biological process (GO): response to oxidative stress; hydrogen peroxide catabolic process
Cellular component (GO): plasmodesma; plant-type cell wall
Molecular function (GO): heme binding; peroxidase activity
Source: RefSeq, a predicted model, not a curated record